Molecule: messenger RNA, 1623 nt
Organism: Myxozyma melibiosi
Lineage: Eukaryota; Fungi; Ascomycota; Lipomycetes; Lipomycetales; Lipomycetaceae
Exons: 1
Source: RefSeq, a predicted model, not a curated record
AUGGGCCAAGCGGCCUCGCUCUCGACUGGUCAGAGUGCGUCGGCCUCCUCAUCGGCCUCUCCCUCUGAUACUCCCCAGCAGCUCCGCCAGCACAACCAGCAGGACCCGCUCUUCUACGCGCCCGAUCAGUCAGACAGCGACCAGGAGCCCGACCAUCUCCAGCUUUUCCAGCACGAGCCCCGUCUCCCGCCCCGCGUCCACCACUCGUCCAUCCACCACCACAACCACAACCUCCAUCUCAACCGGACCCAGUCCCCCCGUCGCUCCCGGCGCAUCUCCCGCCAUCUCUCAAGCCUCGGCCUGCUCCAGUCCUCGCACUCAACCGCGACGUCCUCUUCUACAGCCGCAUACUCCUCCUUCGAGCCCUAUGCGCGUCCCCCGCCCUCCCAGCAGCAGCAGCAGCAGCAGCAGCAACCCCAGCAGCAGCGCCAACCGCACGCGACAAGCUCCGCGGUAGACGCUCUCGGCAGCACGCGCUACCUGCGUCGUCGCAGCACGCGCGAUCUCUCAUCCACGACCACCGCGUCCUCUGCAGUCUCGUCGGCCGCAUCCGAGCACGACACCACCCCUGCCGCUGCUGCUGCGCAACCCGCAUCGUCUUCGUCGCCGUCAUCGUUGGGAUACCUGCGCAUGCGUGACACCUUCCGCCGGCUCUCACGAAUGCGAAGCUCUUUCUCCGGUGGCUCCGCCGCGUCCUCGUUCACCGACCGAUCCAGCCAGACCCGAGACGAUCCCUCGCAUGCUCAGACCACCAUCACCCACACCGACGACGACGACGAAGACGACUCGACAUCCUCGCUUCUCCCUGAACCAGCCUACCUCCGUCGCCGCCCGCGUCCUUCGACCGCAACCACGACCGCGACCGUCUCUGGCUCGGGAUUCUCUCCCCUGUCAGUCUUUCCCUCGUCGUCCUCCUCCGCCUCCGCGCGCGGCGCGCCGCCCCCUCGGCCGCCGAUCCCAAGCUUGCCUCCGAGAAGAAUACUCCGGUCAAACGCAGAUUCCCACUCCAACUGGAUGAACAGCGACACCGACGCCACGCGCAGCACCGGCACAAGCACCAGCACGAGCACAAAUACCACCGCCGGCGGCGCUGCGUCCGCGGACGACGAUCAGGCGGCUAUGCUCUCGCGCCUGCUCUCCAUCGCCGCCGCAGCCACCGCAGCCAGUCUUAUCGGCGGCAGCGGGACCGGGUCGCGAAGCCGGCGCUCGCGGCGGUCUGCGCGCAGCGGACUGGGUUCGUUGUUUGAUCACGACGACGCGGAGGACGCGCGUAGUUUGAGCGGCGAAGACGACGACGAGGACGAGGACGAGGACGACGAUGAAUUUGACGAGGAACAGUACGGGGAUUACGAGGAUUACGAGGAGGACCUAGAUGGUCCGUCCAGCUCCAGACGCAGCAGACGAAGCAGCAACACCAACAAUCGCAACACGUCCACCACAACCAACGACGACGGCAUCGAUCUCUCCAGCGGCAUCAGACUAGGCGACGCGACCUCCGGCGCGGGCGGCACCGUCGACGGCACUUUUGACGGCUUCCUUCGUGCGCUGCAGAACGGUCGUCUGGCGGCUGAACUGCGCAACGAAGCAAACCGCAGCAGUAACAACAACAACAACAGCAGCAGC